Molecule: messenger RNA, 924 nt
Organism: Pyricularia oryzae 70-15
Lineage: Eukaryota; Fungi; Ascomycota; Sordariomycetes; Magnaporthales; Pyriculariaceae
Exons: 3
Coding region: 1-924 (307 amino acids)
Biological process (GO): methylation
Molecular function (GO): methyltransferase activity
Source: RefSeq, a predicted model, not a curated record
AUGGAAACCGAUAAGCUCAUCAUGCCGGCAAACGACGGCGAAAAGACCAAAGUCCAGCUCACCGGGACUCAAGGUACGCUUCUUGCGACGCUGUAUGCGCGCUAUCUCGAUUUGAAGUCGGAUUACUCAGUGUUUGGCGACCGCUGGGCCGCUCAUGUCGUCGAUCAGAUUGAUUGGGACUGGAGCCAAUUCAACUUCAGCGGCAUGUUUCCCUACCUGAUCUCGAUGCGCGGGCGCCAGAUUGACGCCUACACGCUGCGGUUCCUGGAGAAGCACAAGGAGACCGGCGCGACCGUAGUUCACAUGGCAUGCGGUCUGGACGGGCGCGUCCACAGGAUAGUCGACCACUACGGCGGAGAGCUCCCGCCGCGCGUGGUCUGGAUCGAGGCUGACUUCCCCGAGGUCAUGGAGCUGCGCAAAAAGCUGCUCCCCCAAGCCCGCGUAUCCCAGGACGGUGGCGAGUACAGGCAGGACUGCUCUUCAGUCUUGGAACCCGAGUGGAUCGCCUCGCUGCCCACUGACAAGCCAGUGCUGCUCAUAGCCGAGGGUCUGGCGUUCUACCUCGAGCCGCAGGUGGGAAAGAAGAUGUUCCGAGACCUGACGGAGAGCCUGCGACACGCGCCGGGCGGAGGCGAAAUCGUGCUCGACUGCAUUGGCACCAACAUUGUUCGAUGGCAGAGCUGGAUUGCGGCUAUCCAAGCCGUCAAGGCCGAGUUUAGCUGGGGAAUCGACCGCGGCUACGAGGUCGAAUCUUCUCACCCGUCGCUUCACUUGCUCGAAGACAUCAUAUAUGCCAAUCUCCCCGGGUUUGAAGAGAUGGACUGGUGGAACAAGUUUCUGCUGUGGACCACUCGAGGCCCGACCCCGACGUUUGGUCGCCUUUUGAGGCUGGAGUUUGGUGAUGGUUUGAGGCCUAAAUUGUGA